AUGUCGACCGCUGCAGUCAACACCAUGGCAGACAACGCCAGCAGCACCGCGCUGCAACCCAACAAUGCCGCCGCGGACCUGAAGCCGAAGGGCGAAGCUGCUGCAAAAGUGAAGCCCUGCUGCGUAUGCAAGGAUGAGAAGUUCGCGCGCGAUGAAUGCAUGCUCUUUUCCAACGCCAAAGAUCCGCAAGCUGCAUGCCAGGACCUCGUCUCGAAGUACCGCAGUUGUAUGAGCAGCUACGGGUUCAACAUCGCAUAA
This is a messenger RNA of Sphaerulina musiva SO2202, 258 nucleotides long. RefSeq lists its product as uncharacterized. The record is from RefSeq and is a predicted model, not a curated record. Gene Ontology annotation, cellular component: mitochondrial intermembrane space. Gene Ontology annotation, biological process: mitochondrial respiratory chain complex IV assembly. Bases 1 to 258 code for a protein of 85 amino acids. NCBI's taxonomy places the organism in Eukaryota, Fungi, Ascomycota, Dothideomycetes, Mycosphaerellales, Mycosphaerellaceae. Gene Ontology annotation, molecular function: copper chaperone activity; copper ion binding. The transcript is spliced from 3 exons.